This is a messenger RNA of Caenorhabditis briggsae, 1194 nucleotides long. Gene Ontology annotation, molecular function: protein binding. The record is from RefSeq and is a predicted model, not a curated record. The transcript has 4 exons. Lineage: Eukaryota; Metazoa; Nematoda; Chromadorea; Rhabditida; Rhabditidae. Bases 1 to 1194 code for a protein of 397 amino acids.
AUGGGUCGUAAGAAGGAGAAGCAUGGUGGAAAAGUGGUGGCUCCUCAGCAAACCCCAACGAUCACCCCGAUGCAAUUCAUGAUGGUGGAUCUGGAUAAUUUCAAUGAUAAGAUUUAUAUUUGUCAAUCUGACAAAUUCAAUUGGACCGUCCAUCUCUACCGUGGUACAUUUUUCAAAGAGGAUUACUUGGUGAUGGAUGCCUAUUGUCAUACGCAUCAGACAAACUGGGCAUGCGAUGCAAAUAUCCAAGUUUACAUCUGGGAUCGGAGUGUCCAGUUGAUCAAGCAUCACUUUGAAUCUAAGAAAAACUGCAUGUCAUGCCCUGCAUUCAUGAAAUGGGCGGAUUUUGUUAAUCCGGAUAAUGGGUACGUCCAUGAUGGACGUGUCAUUGUGGAUAUUCAUAUCACGGAGACCCCGAAGUUGGCUGAAAAGAAUUUGUCGGUGGUCACAAAGGAGUAUCCGGGAAUCACGAACCUGUGGUUGACAGUGGGACGAUCAAGAUUCCAUGUGAACAAGGAGCUUCUCGCUCAUACAUCUCAAUUUUUUCUCGAUGAGCUAAAGAAUAAAAAGCUCAAGGACAACUAUGUUAUCAAUGACAUCAGCCCAUGUGAUUUCAAGCUUUUCCUCGAUUUGACCUACAAUCCAAAGCAAUACUUCUCAUCGUUCCAUGCCAAAGAUAUGUUGGAUGUUGCCAAGCGAUUCGGCAACACAGAAAUCGUCCCAACAUGUCAUAACGUGGUCUUGGAGGAUUUAAAGGAUAAUAAGAUAAGCACAAAGGAUAGAGUCAAAAUGGCGGAUACCUACGAUUUCGAAACUGCUAGAGAGCUGUUCACCUCAGAGACCACAGCAAGCCCAUCCAGCCAUCCACGUUUCAUGACUCUUGAAAGAUUUAAACAGGGAGCACAAAAACCAUCUCCCUCUACCAAAUGCCCUGAAGUUCAUACGAUUACUUCUAAAACUCUUGAGAAGUACCGUAACGACUACCGUAACAGGGAUAAGACAAAGGCAGAGAAAAAAGAGGAGGUUGUUGUUGAAGCUGUGCAAAAGAAGAAAGUAGAAGAGGUAGAUGAUGACGUCAUCUUCAUUUGUCACAUAAAUCACCGAGCGAAGCGUCAGGCGAUGUGGGAUAAACUGGAAAGUGAGCAAGAAGAAGAGUUCGAUUGGACAAUGCCAUCGACAUCUGGAUGUCGCUGA